This is a messenger RNA of Labrus bergylta (ballan wrasse), 3307 nucleotides long. RefSeq names its product SEC23 interacting protein (gene sec23ip). The record is from RefSeq and is a predicted model, not a curated record. NCBI's taxonomy places the organism in Eukaryota, Metazoa, Chordata, Actinopteri, Labriformes, Labridae. Gene Ontology annotation, molecular function: glycerophospholipase activity; metal ion binding; protein binding. Gene Ontology annotation, cellular component: cytoplasm; COPII-coated ER to Golgi transport vesicle.
UCCAGCCGGUAGGGGGCAACAGUAAGGGGAAGUGCUUGUUUUUCUGCAUCCAAUGAAAUGUGGUCAAAUAAGCUGCGUGGUUUAAGUAGAUCUAUAUAUCAUGUGUUACCAUGUUGUAGUAAUGGGAGGCGACUGCCGAUGAUAUAUAGAUCAUUGAAAUAUGGAGGCAGGAAACUGCUGAUUGGGGAACUGAAUGUGUGUCCCUCUUCUGGUAGUUGCUACGUGUAAUUCUAAGGAAAAUGGCAGAAAGAAAAAAUAAUGCCCCCAACGCCAGUGCAAAUUUACUGUUCAGCGAUGCUCCGGAGUUUAACUUCAACCUGCCUUUUCUGCCAGUGGGUCAGGCCACAGGUCCGGUGGUGUUUGCCGGAGAUGAUUCAACUGAUGUUGGAGAAGAAGACAGCUUUCUUGGUCAGAACUCUGAAAAUGUAUCAGCCCCCUCUACAAUCAACUACUUUGCCAACUCUGUAACCAGUGCUGAUCCAUUCGCAUCCAUCGGUCAGUCACCAUGCCCGCCUCCUGCCCUGUCAGCAGUGCCCACAACAACAUGCCCGGUUUCUGUCCCAAGCAGUCUCAGCACGGCUUCAUUACCAACUCCGGGCUCACAUAUGAAUCCUGCUGCUUCCGCGUUUGGCAACCAUGUUUACCAGAGCCCUAUAGGGCGUCACACUUCUCCACCUACCACAGUGACCUCACCACCUCCCCAGAUGCAGCGUCAGGCUCUUAAUCCUUACAGACACACCUCCACUUCCAGCAGAGCCAGUCCUUAUAUCCCAGCGCCAGAGAUCCUGCAACAAACACACACACCUCAGCAGAAUCCAUACUCUCUCAGCUCUCCGCCACAGACCUUCCCACCAUCAGGAAACACGUUCACCAAGUCUCCUCCAACACAGAUUGAAACACUUCAAGCUCCAGCCUCUGCUGCCGGAGCACUAGUUCCUACUGGUCCCAUGAUGCCAUACAACUACAGUGUCUAUGAGCCUGUUCAGCCUCACUGGUUCUACUGCAAGCAAGUGGAAUCAAAGAGUGUCUGGCUUCCUUUCAGUUUUAUCGACUCCCUUCAGCUAGAGGAGACAUAUAACUCAGUUCAACCAGACCCGGAAAAUGUGAUUGUGCGUACAGACGGUGGGCGUUAUGAUGUGCAGCUGUAUGACAGAGUACGAACUGCAGUGUACUGGGAGGAGGAGCCUACAGAAGUUCGGCGCUGCUCUUGGUUCUACAAAGGGGAUACAGACAGUCGCUUUAUUCCUUACUCUGAGGAGUUUAGUGAAAAGCUUGAGGCAGAAUAUAAGAAAGCUGUGUCUACCAACCAGUGGCACCGUAGGCUAGAGUUUCCAUCUGGAGAGACCAUUGUUAUGCACAAUCCAAAGGUCAUUGUGCAGUUUCAGCCCUCCUCCAUGCCAGAUGAGUGGGGCACAACUCAGGACGGACAGACCAGGCCCAGAGUGGUGAAGAGGGGGAUUGAUGAUGACCAUGAUGAAGUGCCUGAUGGUGAGCUUCCCAAGGUGGAUCAUAUUGUGUUUAUGGUUCACGGUAUUGGUCCUGUGUGUGACCUGAGGUUUAGGAGCAUGGUCGAGUGUGUGGAUGACUUCCGAAGUGUAUCACUGAAGCUGCUGAACAGUCACUUUAAGAACCCCUUGGAUAACCACACAAUCAGCAGGGUGGAGUUCCUCCCUGUCCAGUGGCACACAGCUCUACAUGGGGAUGCUACUGGAGUGGACAGGAGGAUAAAAAAGAUUACCUUGCCCAGUACUGGACGUUUACGACACUUUACAAAUGAGACUUUGUUAGAUGUGCUUUUCUACAACAGUCCCACUUACUGUCAGACCAUCAUGGACACAGUUGCUCAAGAGAUUAACAGACUAUAUGCCUUGUUCAUGAAGAGGAACCCAGACUACAAAGGAUGCAUGUCGGUGGCGGGACAUAGCUUAGGUUCCUUGAUUCUAUUUGACCUGUUGUCAAAUCAGAAGAAUAGCUCUGUGGCCAUGCCUAUGAUAGCAACCGCUAAUGGAGACACCAAAAAGGUGGCAGCCCCCGUUACACAGGAAAAUAAUGCUGUUGCUCAUCAAGCUGAGGAAGAAGAGGGGAAGGAGUUUGAAGAUCUUUCUGCUAUGCUGGAACAUCUGGGCUUGUCUGAGUACAAGAGUACAUUUGAUGACGAGAGGAUUGACAAAGAGUCUUUUCUUAUGUGCACGGUUGAGGACUUGAAAGAGAUGGAAAUCCCACUUGGUCCAAGGAAAAAGAUUGCCAAGUUCAUCAAAGAACGACUGAACAAGCAGGCUAUGUGUCAGGCAAAAAAGAAAGCAGAGGUGAAAGAGGUCAGUCAAGUUGUGGCGCCUCCAUCAGCAGCUGAAACUCUUCCUGAUGCCUCUGGGAAAACUCUUCCAGUUGGAAACAGCUUCUCCUCCAUCCAUGUCGACUACAACUACUUUGAAGUUGGAACAGGACAGCUGUCAGUGGUUUACCAGGCCCUGGACUUCGAGCCAGUCAAUUUCUUUGCCUUGGGUUCUCCAAUUGGCAUGUUCCUAACAGUCAGAGGUCUGGAAAAGAUUGAAGAAACUUACCAGCUUCCCACAUGCAAGGGGUUCUUCAAUAUCUACCAUCCAUUGGAUCCAGUGGCAUAUAGGAUUGAGCCCAUGAUAAUACCAGACUUGGACUUGAAGCCUGUCUUGAUCCCACAUCACAAAGGAAGAAAGAGGCUUCAUCUGGAACUGAAGGAUAGUCUCUCCAGGAUGGGCUCUGACCUAAAGCACGGUUUCAUCAGCUCCCUGAGGACUGCCUGGCAGACGCUCAACGAGUUUGCUCGUGCUCACACAUCAUCUGCCCAGCUUCAGGCUGAGCUGGCUAUUGUAGCCAAUCAGAUCGAAGAGCAGGAGAAGCAAGCUCGGGAGGACCACAAGAUCCCAGACAGCCUUGAGCCACUAAAGGAAGAGGAGCCUGAGGUGAAGAUCGGAUUGCUCAAUGGAGGAAAUCGUAUCGACUACGUCCUGCAGGAGAAGCCCAUCGAGAGUUUCAACGAGUACCUGUUUGCCCUCCAGAGUCAUCUUUGCUACUGGCAAUCUGAAGACACAACUCUGCUUCUUCUCAAAGAGAUCUACAAGGAUAUGGGGAUCCAGCCAGAACAGAUAGGACACUCCUAAGCUUUUCCUUGAUGAGUUGUUUCCCCAUUCUGAUUUUCUCCCCUCUUAUUUUCUAUUCAUGUAGUUUACUGUAUCAGAUUGACUAAUAAAAUGUAUAGUGCCAUUUGUCUUAAAUUAAGAAGCAUACAAAUGAGAUUAUAAAGUUAAAUAAAAGACACUUGAAAAUGUAA